Molecule: messenger RNA, 1398 nt
Organism: Rotaria sordida
Lineage: Eukaryota; Metazoa; Rotifera; Eurotatoria; Philodinida; Philodinidae
Source: the annotation of a GenBank genome assembly
AUGAAAAUAUCGGUUUCACAAAUAAUUAAAAAUAAACAAAUGUAUGUAAAGGCACCAUCACAACCAGUUGUUUCCGUACCAACAAAGAUUAUUAGCAAACCUACACCAAUUGUUACACCUAAUCAAGUUACUACAGUAAAAGCUACUGUCGAUGUAACACCUGCAUGGUUCGAACCGGUGAAAUCUAUUCCUCCAGAAAAAAUUCGUUUUCCUGCUAAUUACAACAAAAAUUCUCCUAAGGAUGUUCGUACAUACAGUUGUCUGUCUACCUAUCGCUCCAUGGUCCAGAAUACGAAAACAAUUGACUUUGUGGCCAAUCCCUUUUUAUCUAAUGUGGACAAUACUGAGACACUUGUAGUAGUUCUUAAUGAACUUGCUUAUCAACUCGGUGCUCAUCUGACUUUUACACAAGCAAACUUUAAAUACAAUGAUAGCGAUUAUCGAACUGCAUGUGGAGUAACCAAUCUUGGUAGUAUUCAUUCAUUGCUCGCGUCCGAAGGAAAUUAUCAAACUGCUAAAUUUGAUCUUCACUUUACACUUAAUUAUGAUGAUAUAAUAGCAUCACCUAAAACAUUACAAAACUUUGUCUUAAGACUUAUUAAUGAUAUUUGUUCUCUUGUAGGAUGUGAUAAAGAUUUUGUUCGAGUAUUUUCUGUGAAACGUACUUCAUCAAGUCUUGUUGAAUUUGGUUUCACUACGACGCAACGUGAUGAAACAGAAAAACUCGCUAAAUCACUUAAACAACAACUAAAUAAGAUUUCAAUAGCACAACGUCCAGAUAUUUUUCAAUACCUAUUUCCAGAAGAAUACGAUUAUAAACUGGAACCAGCACUUGCGUUUUUACAGUUGCAACAAUCAGAUUUCGAAGUUGAGUACAAUCGCUACUAUUCACAUGCUGAUGAAGAAAAAAGAGGUGGUUAUCCAUAUCAUUUUCCACAAGGAUGGUAUCGUCAUGCCCUUAAAGUCGAUGACAAAUAUCCGAACGAUAAAGCUUGGCUUGGUAUGAAUAAUAGUCCAGGUGAAUGGGCUGUUGCUUACCAUGGAACAAUAUCGAAAGCUGUAAAAGGUAUUAAAGAUAAAGGAUUGUUACAUAGUUUUGUCACUACGGAUGCCAUGAAAGAUGAAGCAAAACAGCAAAAUCCAUCGAUUCCAGAUGUAAAAGGAUUAUAUGUGGCAACACAUUGUGAAGGAGGAGCUGCCAAUUAUACUAUGCCGUUUGAGAUAAAAGAUAAUAGCGGUACAAGCAAGGAUUAUCGAGUUGUAUUCCAAUGUCGAGUUCAACCAGGCAAAUUUACAGUACAUGCAAGCCCCGUCAAAGUUGGAAGGGCAUGGCGAGUUUUUGAUGAGAAAGCAAUUAGACCAUAUGGUUUACUUCUAAAAAGUUCAGAAACAAUGUAG